UAAUAGUCGAGUCGUAUGAGCAUGGACGUAAUGGCAGAAUUUGUAAAUAUUUGCAAGUACAACUUUUCAUCGUAAGAAUCCCUACUGUACACGUUAAUAGAGACACAUGGUUGUGGUCUUUAUGGAAUAAUUAUGGUUAACGAGCUUAUUAAACAUGUCGUCAGUGAUCUCCUAUAUAUAUACUCUUCUCUUUCUCUUUAAUAAAACAGUCCUCCUGCUUAAAUUCUAACGAAAUAAUUUCAGGAAUUAAGAAGAUAUAAAGUUUGGAGGGAGGUGAUCAAGGAGAAUCAAGAAGAGUCAUGACUACUUUAUCAAAGAUUAUAUGUGUGUUGAUCAUUCUUUUCUUAUGCAUAUCCUUUCGAUAUUCACUUCAUGAUGGGAAUCAAGAAUCAAGCCGUGAUGUCGUUUCGGUUCGUAAGGUGACCGAAAAUGGUGACGUGGUGAUACGAGGAAGAAAACUGAUGAUGACAAAUGGAGAAGCAGAGAAAGAAACAACGAUGAAUAGAAAGAGAAAAUCAGGCAAAAGUGUUGACGAGGAUGGACUCGUUGCUUUCACUGCUGAUUAUUGGAGAGCCAAGCCCAAGCAUCAUCCUCCCAGGAACAAUUGAUCAUAAUCCUGUUAUGAAAUAAUAUAACAAAAUGCUAGCUUUUAUGAAUAUCUCUAUAGAUAUAUAUAACUUUAACUAUAAGAUUAUGUGAAAUAUGUUUGUUAUAUUAUGUGUUUCGUUUGCUUUGUAGUUUAUUUUACUUUGUUUCGGCUUAAUUAAUGGUUUACAUAUAAACCAACAAUUUUGAACUUUUG
Messenger RNA from Brassica napus (rape), 802 nucleotides. RefSeq names its product protein GOLVEN 7-like. Lineage: Eukaryota; Viridiplantae; Streptophyta; Magnoliopsida; Brassicales; Brassicaceae. Bases 300 to 608 code for a protein of 102 amino acids. The transcript has 3 exons. Gene Ontology annotation, molecular function: growth factor activity. Gene Ontology annotation, biological process: positive regulation of gene expression; regulation of root meristem growth; cell differentiation. The record is from RefSeq and is a predicted model, not a curated record.